GGUUUCAGGGGGAUUUGCUCCUGUCUAAGAUGCUCUCGCGGUGCUUCGUGUCUUUUUCUGUGAUGCAUAUGUAAUUCACACUCUCCUCCUCAACACAUUUGCUUUCGGUCUAAUUCCUUCUGUCUUCACAUGCACUCACUCGCAUGCGCUCACCCACUCUCCUUCUCCUUCACCGUCCCCCUCCCUCGCUUUUUCCUCUCCAUCCUCUGCUGCUUUGCUCUUCUGUUGUCUGUUUUCUCUGUUUCCCUCCCUUUCCACACUGUGACUCCCCAAACCCCGUCUUUUCUUUUUGGUCGUUGUCGUCGAUAAUCCCACCACCUCUGCUUUCCAUCUCCAUCCUCCCUUCUUUCUUUUUGUUUUCCCUCAUUCUUUUUCCACCACCUGUCCUGUUGGAUAUCGGAUACACGCCUCACCUUCCCAUCUCUCUCCAUUCUUUCUUCCCUCUCCUGCUAAAUUCCAAAGACCACCCUCUCUCCUCUCCUUCUCCUCUCUCUUUUCAUUGCUCUCUCUCUCUCCGUUCCCUGUGGCCCUCCCCCUCCCUUUUCAUGUUUCCCCCCUCCCUCCAUCCUCUCUUUCCCUCGCUGGUUCAGUUAGUCAAAGAAGAGAUUCACGGAAGGAAAGAAAAGGGGGGAAAGGCAGGACGAGAGUGAGAGCGCAGGAGUGGGGCAGGCUGGGGAGAGGGGCGUGGGGUCUCAGCCCUCUGUCGUGGGGGGUUGGGGGGGUUGAGAUACACCCCAAUAUUUUGUUCUAAGUACCAUGGACUGCCUCUGCAUUGUGACUACAAAGAAGUACAGGUACCAGGAUGAGGAGACGCCCCCCUUGGAGCACAGCCCAGCACAUCUGGCUCCAGGGAAAAGUGCAGAGAUGCUUCACAUGAGUGACAAGAACCUCGCUGCCAUGGAGGCCAUACACGGCUACACGCCACACACGCAUAUCUCUCCUGUCAAGCCUGUGUUGAUGUCCACGGGACACACUCCAAUGUACACCUCCGCAGUUUCCACACUGGGAAACACUCCUCCAGUGGUGGUGAACACUGACACACUUGAUGGCUCGCCAUAUGUAAAUGGGACAGAAGGAGAAAUUGAGUAUGAGGAAAUCACACUGGAAAGAGGCAACUCGGGCCUGGGCUUCAGCAUAGCAGGGGGUACCGACAACCCUCACGUCGGGGACGACCCCAGUAUCUUCAUCACCAAAAUUAUACCGGGAGGAGCCGCGGCUCAGGACGGACGGCUCAGCGUGAACGACUGCAUCCUCUUUGUGAAUGAUGUCGAUGUGAGGGAGGUGACGCACAGCCAAGCUGUAGAGGCCCUGAAGGAGGCAGGUGCUAUUGUCCGCCUCUAUGUUCUCCGCAGAAAACCAGCAGCAGAAAAAGUCACCGAAAUCAAACUAAUCAAAGGGCCUAAAGGAUUAGGCUUCAGCAUCGCCGGAGGGGUGGGAAACCAGCACAUACCGGGAGAUAACAGCAUCUAUGUCACCAAGAUCAUCGAAGGCGGGGCGGCUCACAAAGACGGCCGCCUGCAGAUCGGGGACAAAAUCUUAGCGGUGAACAACGUGUGUCUGGAGGAUGUGAUGCAUGAGGACGCGGUGGGAGCUUUGAAGAACACAGCUGAAGUGGUGUACCUCAGGGUGGCCAAGCCAAACAACCUCUUUCUGACAAACUCCUACAACCCACCAGACCUCACCAGCACAUAUUCCCAUAUGGAUACUGAACUUAGCCACCCCAACUAUCUUGGAUCAGAUUACCCACAAGCCCUCACCCCCACCUCGCCGAGUCGCUUUUCUCCUGUCCUGCACGGCCUGAUGGGAGAUGACGACAUACCCAGAGAGCCUCGCAGAGUCUUGAUUCACCGAGGCUCUACGGGUCUGGGCUUCAACAUUGUAGGGGGAGAGGAUGGAGAGGGCAUAUUUAUCUCCUUCAUCCUGGCAGGAGGGCCGGCCGACCUCAGCGGGGAGCUUCACAAGGGCGAUCAGAUCCUUAGUGUGAACGGCGUGGAUUUGCGCAUGGCCACGCAUGAGCAGGCUGCCGCGGCUCUGAAGAACGCUGGCCAGACCGUAACCAUCAUCGCUCAGUACAGGCCCGAAGAGUACAGCCGUUUUGAAGCUAAAAUCCAUGACUUGCGGGAACAGCUGAUGAACAGCAGUAUGGGCUCCGGGACCACAACACUAAGGAGUAACCCAAAGAGAGGCUUCUACAUCAGGGCUCUUUUUGACUACGACAAGACAGCGGACUGCGGUUUCCUCAGUCAAGCCCUGGGCUUCAAGUUUGGGGACGUCCUGCAUGUGUUGGACUGCGGCGAUGAAGAAUGGUGGCAGGCCCGGAAGGUCAGCCCGCAGAACGAGGCCGAGGAGGUCGGCUUCAUCCCCAGCAAACACAGGGUGGAAAGAAAAGAGUGGUCUCGUGUUAACACCAAAGAGAGGGACCACGGUCGGGACAGCGUGGGCACCCAAGGGAGAGAUAAAACCCCACACAGUUAUGAGACAGUUACUCAAGUGGAAGUACAUUACGCAAGGCCGAUCAUCAUUCUGGGUCCGGUGAAGGACAGGAUAAAUGACGACCUGCUGUCUGAGUUCCCUGAUAAGUUCGGCUCCUGUGUCCCCCACACGACGCGGCCUAAGAGGGAUUACGAGGUGGACGGGCGAGACUAUCAUUUUGUGUCCUCCAGGGAACAGAUGGAAAAGGACAUCCAGAGCCACCGGUUCAUCGAAGCCGGGCAGUACAACAGUCAUCUGUACGGCACCAGCGUGCAGAGCGUCCGCGAGGUGGCCGAGCAACAGGGAAAGCACUGCAUCCUGGAUGUUUCGGCUAACGCUGUGCGUAGACUACAAGCUGCUCAACUUCAUCCCAUCGCAAUCUUUGUCCGGCCCAAGUCACUGGAGAAUGUUUUAGAAAUCAACACUCGGCUGACGGAGGAGCAGGCCAGGAAAGCAAUGGACCGAGCCCUCAAACUAGAACAGGACUUCAUCGAGUGCUUCUCAGCCGUCGUGGAAGGGGAGAGCUUCGAAGAGGUUUAUCACAAAGUAAAGACAGUGAUCGAAGAGCAAUCGGGGCCUUACAUCUGGAUCCCCACUCGGGAGAGGCUGUGAUGCUGCGACAGACCCGACCCGCCCUCGCCUCCCGACCCUCACAGCCACAGACCGCCGCCGCCAUUCACCCGUCACAGCCGAGCCAGCCUCGCCUGCCUUCCCGUCUGUCCUCCCGUCCUCCAGCGAAGUCUGUGCUUAGGCGACCGCCGCUUAACGACACAGAGAGACUAAACGCCUGCAAACGAGCGGGAAAGCACGGGAAACGACACCGCGAGGCAAGUAAGGAUACCAAAAAGGAGACUUUUUUUAAGAAAAACAACAAAAAAAAACAAGGCGAACAAGCUGAUGAUGUGAGUUCAACUGAACGAGAUCGGGAGAAAAGAUUUUAGUGUAAUUUUACUUUACCAUUUAGGAUCAGUUGGUAUUUAGUAUUAAAAUGAACGCUGGAUUUAAACAGUGGCUUCACCAGACUAAAUUGGCCAAAAAUUAACUUGCAUUCAACAAAAAAAUCCGCUUUAAUGUUUCGGCCAUUGAAAAUACACACACAGACGGCCACUUUAGGCAGAUUUUAACUGCAUUUUGAUCCUGUAUGUGAGCUGCGGUCCAUGUUCUGUGGAUCUCAGAAGAGUGUAGAUGUGUCUGAGUAGACUGUGGAGUAAAGCAGAGGGUAGACCUCAGCUUCUCUGCCUAUCUCAAGUCUCCUGCCCCACAAUGGGCACUUCUACGUGACGGUGAUCCCCAGGAUGGAGAUGCUAACAAAAGAGCAUUUUAGCAUCUCUCUUUUUUUUUAAACAACCUCCUAAGCGUCUUUGGAGAAUACUUCAGAUUCCAGUGAGGCCCGCUCGCUUGACCAGGAAUCUUUUCUCAGCACUUUUUGUCAACCUCUUCUUGGUUCUUGGUGCACACUUGAAACAACAUCUCUGUAACCAAGACAAACAUUUCUUCUUUUGCCCAUUUUAAAUAUUGUGAGGCAGAUUUUCGAGGCGUUGCAGUUUAUUUUGAUUAAAAGCUCAUUAUAAGCUGAAGCAUGCAUCUUCACUGAUGGAGUUAUCAGAGAAAAACGGAGGAAAGGAAAAAAAAAAUCUCAGAAAAAAUAGGAAAACACAAAAGAACGGCUAAAACGUACAGUAUCUUGCGAAAAUAUCUGAACUUUCUCACGUUUUGUCAUGUUCAAACCGCAACCUUGUAGGAUUUGUGAUAAGCGAACAGAAUAUUGUCCGUAAUUGUUAAGUGGACGGAUGAGAAUUUAUGCUUUCCAAAGGUAUUUUACAAAUAUAAAAUUUAAAAAUGUCAUUGUGCAUUUGCAUUCAACCCCCUGGAGUCAAUUCUUGGUAGAAACUCUUUAAAAAUACAAAAGCUAAAAUGGCUUCAUCUAGUCUGGGAGAGUCCAAAGCGCAUCUAUUCACACACUGAUGGGGGUAAGCGACUAGAUCUCACUCUGGACGGAUACUGUGUCUUAUUGGGUUUAGUUCUGGCCUUUGACUGGGACAUUCAGGCACAUUAUUAUUCUUUGAUCGCAGCCGUUCCGCUGCAGCUCCAGCUAUAUGUUUAAAGUCUUUUCUCGGAGAUGAAUCUCUCCCCCCGGUGGAUUGUUCCCAGGAUAAUCCUGCGCUUAUCUUCAUUUAUCCAUCAGAUUUGAGCAGCUUUUGUGUCUCCUUGCUGACGAAAAACAUCCCCACAAUAUGAUGCUACCACCGCUCUGUGACUAUGUAUGGACGGUCUUCUCAGUCUGAUGUGUAUUUUCACAAAGUUAUUUCGGCUUUUCUAUCUAAGAAUUCUUAUCACUUCUUAAUAGGGGUCUAAAUAUAAAGAUGCACCGCUUUUUUUUUUUUUUUUCAGAUUUUUAUUCAUUAAAUAUUUUUUAAAUAAAUGUGCACCACUUUCUACUAGUCUGGCUCGUAACACUCCAGCGUUUGAAGUUUUGCGGUUGCGGCAUGACAAAACGUGGCAAAGCUCGAGAUAAAUGGAUCCUUUUUGCAAGGCACUGUAUGUUCUUCUUCUCUGCCUCUUUAUUGCGAAGGAGGGUUUUAGCAUGUCUUAUAAAAGAAGAGGAGUGAGGAGACGAGAGGCUGGCCCUGAGCGGAAACUGAUAAUCCGACACGGUUUGGCUUCUCACACACACACGCACCCGCACGCAAAACACACACACACACACACACGCGCACACGUGCAAACCUCGCACCCCCAUCCGGCGACCCUCACACACACGUGGAGUUGGACCCUCAGCUGUGAACCUGGCGACACCCCUCUGCAGCUGUUCUGACCUGCUAGUCGGAAUCCAGGAUGAAUGUUAUCUCUCCAGGCACAAACAGCAGAGCUCUCGGCUUCACCUUGCCGGUCACUCUUCCAGGAGAUCCCCUUUCAACGCGCAGACACGCACACUGUUUCCAGUGGGCGCAGCAUAAGCCAUUGCGCGUGUGUCUGUAUCCGUGAGCGCCUCUGCACAGCUGUGCAUGUGUGGAAACUCCUCUGUGUGUGUGUGAGGAGGAAUAGGUCUUCUUUUAUUCUCUCUCUUCCACUUUUCUCCGCUUCUUUCUCCCUCUCGAGUCCACACAAAUUAACUAUAAGUCAUGUUUAAGGACUAUUUAAAAAAAAACAGAAAUGGCCUCUAUAUAUAAAUAUAUAUAUAAAUAUAUAUCUUUUUUAUGACAAUUUCUAACAGGACUAAGUCUGUAAAGAAUAAUCAACAUUUCCAAAUAAUAUUUCAUUGAUUUCUUUGGGUAAAAUAGUAUUUUGGUUGUUGGGUUUACCCCCAUAUUCUCAUUUUAUUGUUGUUAAGCAAAAAGCUACACAGAUAUAUAUAUAAAAAAAGAACCAUUUAAAGCUGAUGUAAAGCAAACCUGACAUAAAUAUGAAACGGUAAUAUUUGGGGGAGGGGGCGGAAAAUGUCAAAAAAAAAAAAAAAAAACUAAU
Poecilia reticulata (guppy) is the source of this 5937-nucleotide messenger RNA. It is a transcript of the gene dlg4a, whose product is annotated as discs, large homolog 4a (Drosophila). The record is from RefSeq and is a predicted model, not a curated record. Gene Ontology annotation, cellular component: postsynaptic density membrane; basolateral plasma membrane; neuron projection. NCBI's taxonomy places the organism in Eukaryota, Metazoa, Chordata, Actinopteri, Cyprinodontiformes, Poeciliidae. Gene Ontology annotation, biological process: embryo development; establishment or maintenance of epithelial cell apical/basal polarity; chemical synaptic transmission. Gene Ontology annotation, molecular function: protein kinase binding; ionotropic glutamate receptor binding.